Messenger RNA from Amoebophrya sp. A25, 248 nucleotides. The record is from the annotation of a GenBank genome assembly. NCBI's taxonomy places the organism in Eukaryota, Dinophyceae, Syndiniales, Amoebophryaceae.
GUAGCAGCUGUAGCGAAACAAACUACAGGUCGUAGUGCAGGAGAUGGAGAACAACAACUGGCUGUGGCAGAAGACCAACAUCACGCUUAUGAUCACAUGCCUACUGCUAAGCGAGAGCAGCGAAUCCGAGAUGGCAAAGAAUCCUUCAUACCUCCACGGAGACAAAGUCCGACCAAAUUUCGACACCAAAAUGCUGGUGGUCGUCUCAAAGUGGGAUUAGAAAUCGAAAGACGAAUCUUUUACGAUCC